This is a messenger RNA of Quercus lobata, 1029 nucleotides long. RefSeq lists its product as uncharacterized. The transcript has a single exon. Lineage: Eukaryota; Viridiplantae; Streptophyta; Magnoliopsida; Fagales; Fagaceae. The annotation marks the transcript as partial. The record is from RefSeq and is a predicted model, not a curated record.
AAAAAUGCAUUCCUUAAUGGGGAUUUACAUGAAGAAGUUUAUAUGCAACCUCCUCCUGGUCUCUCUGUUGACUCAAACAAGGUUUGUUACCUUCGACGUGCACUUUAUGGCCUUAAACAAGCUCCACGAGCUUGGUUUGCCAAAUUCAGCUCUACCAUCUCUCAUUUGGGUUACAUGGCCAGUCAUUAUGAUUCUGCCUUAUUUCUUCGUCGCACUGACAAAGGCACUAUUUUACUUCUCCUGUAUGUGGAUGAUAUGAUCAUAACUGGUGAUGACCUCAGUGGCAUUCAAGAACUCAAGGAUUUUCUCAGUCAGCAAUUUGAGAUGAAAGAUCUUGGACAUCUCAGCUACUUCUUGGGUCUUGAAAUCACUCAUUCUACUGAUGGACUUUAUCUUACUCAAGCUAAGUAUGCUUCUGAACUCUUGUCUCGAGCUGGACUCACUGAUAGCAAGACUGUUGACACUCCAGUUGAGCUUAAUGCGCAUCUGACUCCCUCAGGGGGGAAACCAUUGUCUAAUCCCUCUCUUUACAGACGAUUGGUUGGCAGCCUAGUUUAUCUCACAGUUACUCGUCCAGACAUCUCCUAUGCUGUUCAUCAGGUGAGCCAGUAUCUGUCUGCUCCACGAUCAACUCACUAUGCUGCUGUUCUGCGCAUUCUUCGAUACUUGAAGGGCACCCUCUUUCAUGGCCUUUUCUACUCAGCUCAGUCUCCUCUUGUACUCCGUGCAUUCUCUGAUGCUGAUUGGGCAGGAGAUCCUACUGAUCGCAGGUCUACUACAGGUUACUGUUUUCUCCUUGGUUCUUCUUUGAUUUCUUGGCGAAGCAAGAAACAAACUUUUGUGGCCCGCUCCAGUACUGAAGCAGAAUAUCGUGCUCUUGCUGAUACCACAUCUGAGCUCCUUUGGCUACGAUGGCUCCUUAAGGAUUUGGGUGUGUCCACCUCCUCUGCUACUCCCCUUUAUUGUGACAACCAGAGUGCCAUUCAUAUUGCUCAUAAUGAUGUCUUUCAUGAACGGACUAAACACAUC